CUCACCCAUCGAUCCAUACGAGCACAACCCUCACCAUUUCGCCCUUAGCGGCUACUCUCCUCUUCACUACGUCUCCUCUACUGUUCGCUCAGCAGCAUGGGUCGAGUCUCCUUCUACGACGAAAUUGAGUUGGAAGACAUGUCCUACGAUGAAGAUCGGGACCUCUUUCACUACCCUUGCCCCUGUGGCGAUCGCUUCGAGAUCACGCGGAGUCAGCUCAAAGAAGCAGAAGACGUAGCUCGUUGCCCCAGCUGCAGCUUGAUUAUUCGAGUCGUCUUUGAUCCUCUCGACUUCGAAGAUGAUGACGAGCCAUCUGCCGCUACAGACAAGGUUCCUGGACAGGUUGCCGUCGCAACGUGAGCUGUCUCAUUUGAAGACAGCCACCAAACCAACACUAGGCCUCUGAGCCACCUACGUAGCGCGCUAUACCUCUCAUAAGGCAUGACCCUUGGGGUCCCUGUACCUCGUCCGGAUCACGGGUAUCUUAAAGUUUGCUCAGUUUUGCAAUCUCCUUCUGCAGG
Messenger RNA from Microstroma glucosiphilum, 521 nucleotides. RefSeq lists its product as hypothetical. The coding region runs from base 97 to 360 and encodes 87 amino acids. Gene Ontology annotation, molecular function: metal ion binding. The record is from RefSeq and is a predicted model, not a curated record. Lineage: Eukaryota; Fungi; Basidiomycota; Exobasidiomycetes; Microstromatales; Microstromataceae. The transcript has 2 exons. Gene Ontology annotation, biological process: protein histidyl modification to diphthamide.